UGCUCUUGUCACGUUUCGUUCCCGGAGAGGAGGAGCGGGGAGGUCUCGCGCGGCGGGCGGUGGGAUGGCGGUUGCUGUGCAGUAGCCGCCGGCGCUGAGGGAGGCUGCUUUUGCCCGGUCCCGCCCCUUUCUCACCGCGGGAGAGGGGUUGGCUGAGGCAGCUCCAGGCCUCCACAUGAGGGAGAGCGGCGGGGGCGCCUGUCCCCUUUUCCCCCACCAUCCUCGGAGGGAUGAUGAAGGCAGCUCAGGGCAACGCCGAGGAAUCAGAGAAACUGAAUAAGAUGAGUUCCCUUCUGGAAAGACUUCAUGUCAAGUUUAAUCCCAACAGCAGACCUUGGACAGAAACCAUGAAGCUCGUUCGACAAAUUAUGGAAAAACGAGUUGUCAUGAACUCUGGAGGUCACCAGAAUCUUGUCAGUUGCUUGGAAACUUUGCAGAAGGCUUUAAAAGUGACAUCUCUGCCCACUAUGACAGAUCGCUUGGAGUCCAUUGCUAGACAAAAUGGCCUUGGAUCUCAUCUUAGUGCAAAUGGCACUGAAUGUUACAUAACAUCUGACAUGUUCUAUGUGGAAAUCCACUUGGAUACUACAGGACAACUGCGUGAUGUCAAGGUGGCACAUCAUGGAGAAAACCCUGUGAGCUGCCCAGAGUUGGUACAGCAUCUAAGAGAGAGAAACUUCGAUGAAUUUUCUAAGCAUCUUAAGGGUCUUGUCAAUCUAUAUAAACUGCCAGGUGACAACAAAUUGAAAACUAAAAUGUACUUGGCUCUACAGUCCUUGGAGCUUGAUCUUUCAAAGAUGGCAGGGAUGUACUGGCAAGCCACCAAUGCAAGCCCUUUGGACAAAAUUCUGCAUGGCAGCGUGGGCUAUCUUACCCCUAGGAGUGGAGGUCACCUGAUGAAUCUGAAGUAUUAUGUUUCUCCUUAUGAUUUAUUUGAAGAAGGCACUGGAGCUCCCAUCAUUCUGAAUGAGAACAAUGUUCCUCGUUACCUGGGUAUGAAUGUAUGUGUUACAAUUGAGGGAACCUUGACUAUGCACAAGCUUCCAAUUGCCCCUCUGAUUAUGGGGACUCACCCUGUUGAUAACAAAGGGACACCCUCAUUCUCCUCAGUUACCAGUGCCAAUAGUGUUGAUUUGCCAGCUUGCUUCUUCUUGAAGUUUCCAAAACCUGUUCCUGUCUCUCAGGCUUUCAUUCAGAAACUUCAGAACUGCACCGGUAUCCCGUUGUUUGACACUCCUCCAACAUAUGUCCCAUUAUAUGAGCUCAUCACACAGUUUGAGCUAUCCAAGGAGGAGGAGGAAGACCCUCGUCCAUUGCACCAUAAUAUGCGCUUCUAUGCUGCCCUGCCAGGACAACAGCAUUGCUAUUUCCUCAACAAAGAUGCCCCAUUGCCAGAUGGACGAAGCCUUCAAGGAACACUGCUUAACAAGAUUGCUUUCCACCAUCCUAGUCGAGUGCCUCUCAUUCUCAGUAUGAUCAGGCAUCAGGUGGCUUACAAUACGCUGAUAGGCAGCUGUGUCAAGCGAACUGUUUUAAAAGAAGAUUUCCCUGGCAUCCUGCAGUUUGAAGUCUGCCCUCUGUCUGACUCCUGUUUCAGUGUGUCUUUUCAGCACCCUGUUAAUGACUCCUUAGUUUGUGUGGUAAUGGAUGUACAAGAUUCUACCCAUGUGAACUGCAAAUUGUACAAAGGGCUUUCUGAUGCACUCAUCUGCACAGAUGAUUUCAUUGCAAAAGUUGUUCAAAGGUGCAUGUCAAUUCCUGUGACCAUGAGAGCCAUAAGGCGGAAGGCAGAGACAAUCCAAGCAGACACACCAGCUUUGUCCCUCAUCGCUGAGACAGUUGAAGACAUGGUGAAGAAGAACCUGCCUCCUGCCAGCAGCCCAGGAUAUGGCAUGACUACUGGCAACAACCCAAUGAGUGGCACCACCACCCCAACCAGUAAUUUCCCUGGUGGCCCCAUCUCCACUCUAUUCAGCAUGAGCAUGGGCAUCAAAGAACGGCAUGACUCAGUAGGACACGGGGAGGACUUCAGCAAAGUGUCUCAGAACCCCAUUCUUACAAGUUUGCUGCAAAUCACAGGCAAUGUAGGCUCUACCAUUGGCUCUAGUCCCACUCCUCCACACCACACACCUCCCCCUGUGUCAUCUCCUGCAAGCAACACCAAGAACCAUCCAAUGCUUAUGAAUCUUUUGAAGGACAAUCCUGCUCAAGAUUUCUCAACACUUUAUGGAAGCAGUCCACUUGAGAGGCAGAACUCCUCUUCUGGCUCUCCAAGGAUAGAAAUGGGACCGGGGGGCAACAAGCAAAAGAAGAAAAAAUCACGUGUCCUAGUGGAUAAACCAAAGCAUCAAACUGAAGAUGACUUUCAGAGAGAGCUGUUUUCCAUGGAUGUUGAUUCCCAGAACCCUAUAUUUGAUGUCAAUAUGACCACUGACACUUUAGAUACCCCUCAUAUUACUCCAGCUCCCAGUCAGUGCAGCACCCCCCCAACAACCUAUCCACAAUCUAUACCUCAUGCCCAGCCCAGUAUUCAGAGAAUGGUCCGGCUCUCCAGUUCAGACAGCAUUGGUGCUGAUGUCACAGAUAUUCUUUCUGACAUAGCAGAGGAAGCAUCCAAACUGCCGAAUAUCAGUGAAGAUUGUCCUCCUAUUGGGACACCAGUAAGGGACUCAUCCAGUUCAGGGCAUUCCCAAAGUGCCCUUUUUGAUCCAGAUGUUUUUCAGUCAAACAACAGUGAAAAUCCAUAUACUGAUCCAGCCGACCUGAUUGCUGAUGCUACUGUAAGCCCAAACAGUGACUCUUCAAAUCAGUUUUUCCCAGAUGGAGUUGACUUCAAUCCUGAUCUCCUGAACAGCCAGAGCCAAAGCGGUUUUGGAGAAGAGUAUUUUGAUGAUAGCAGCCAGAGUGGAGACGCUGAUGACUUCAAGGGCUUUGCACCACAAACGAUAAGUACUCUGGGUGUGCAAGUACUGGGGGGAGAUGGAGGGGAGAGUAAGUUCAAGGCAAGCAGCCAAGCGGACACAGUCGACUUUAGUAUUAUCACUGCUGCCAGCAAGGCUCUGGGAGCCCCUGAUGUAUUGGAGCAUCAUAGUGGAAGCCAGAGCCCCUUACUGAGUAUGGGAGAAUUGGGGAAAGAGAAAUCACAGAAGCGGGUCAAAGAGGGUAAUGGAUCUGGGAGUUCUUUAACGGGCCCUGGGCUGGAUGGCAAGGGUGGAAAACGCAGUCGCACCCCAUCCAGUGAUGGAAAGAGUAAAGAAAAGGUCCAGAAGCGGAGGAAGGUGGAGCCAGAAGGCAAAUCUCCUUCUCAUAGUACAUCCACCAGGCCUUUCACCCCACCAGCAAGCACAGGUGGCUCAAAAUCUCCUGGAAGUUCAGGCAGGUCUCAAACACCCCCAGGGGUAGCUACUCCUCCCAUCCCUAAAAUCACCAUCCAGAUUCCCAAGGGAACAGUGACUGUUGGCAAACCUUCCCAUGGGCAGUACACAAGCAGUGGCUCAGUCUCUUCUUUGAGCAGCAAAAGUCAUCACAGUCAUUCCUCCUCCUCUUCUUCGUCCUCUUCAUCGUCGUCAUCCUCUUCGUCUUCCUCAUCGACGUCAGGCAAAAUAAAGAGCAGCAAGUCGGAUGGGUCUUCGGGGUCCAAGAUGAGCGGCAGCCUCUACUCAGGCCAAGGCAGCUCUGGUUCAGGUCAGUCCAAAAGCUCCACCCAAUCAGUGGGCAAGCCUGGGUCCUCCCCCAUCACAAAACACGGCCUCAGCAGCGGCUCUGGAGGUACCAAGAUCAAACCUCAAGGGAAGCCUUCAUCGCUUAUGAACCCUUCCAUGAGUAAACCAAACAUUUCUCCUUCUCAUUCUAGACCCUCGGGCGGUUCUGACAAGCUGGCCUCUCCGAUGAAACCUGUUCCAGGUACUCCCCCGUCAUCUAAAGCAAAGUCCCCUAUUAGUUCCGGUUCUGGAGGUUCACACAUGUCUGGGACGGGAUCAAGUUCAAGCAUGAAGUCAUCUUCAGGGAUGGGAUCUUCCAGUUCCAUGUCCCAGAAGCCGCCUCCUUCUUCAACUUCUUCAAUGGGAUCUUCAUCUUCCUUUUCAUCUGGCAGCUCUUCCAUGUCUUCAUCUCAGAAUCAGCACGGGAGUUCCAAAGGCAAGUCUCCAAGCCGAAACAAAAAGCCAUCUCUGACUGCUGUCAUCGACAAACUCAAGCAUGGAGUUGUCACCAGCGGCCCCACAGGGGAAGACUCAGUGGAUGGACAGAUGGUCCAGAAUUCCAGUUCAUCAGGUCACUCCAUGUCCUCCAAGCACAAUCUGUCAGGAAAUGAAUUGCAGGGGAAACGAGAAAGAAGUGACAAGGAGAAAUCCAAAGUCUCUGUUUCAGGAGGCUCCUCUGAGUCUUCCAAGAAAGCAUCUGAUUCAAAGAAUGUUGGAAGCACUGGAGUGGCCAAAAUCAUCAUCAGUAAACAUGAUGGCGGUUCUCCUAGUAUUAAAGCCAAAGUUACUUUGCAAAAACCUGGGGAAGGAAGUGGGGAUGGCUUAAGGUCUCAGAUGUCAUCUUCCAAAAAUUAUGGAUCACCCCUGAUAAGUGGAUCUACUCCAAAGCAUGAGCGUUGUUCUCCUAGCCACAGUAAGUCACCUGCAUAUACCCCCCAAAACAUUGACAGUGAGAGUGAGUCUGGAUCAUCUAUAGCAGAAAAAUCCUAUCAGAAUAGCCCCAGCUCUGAUGAUGGAGUUAGGCCUCUUCCAGAAUAUAGCUCAGAAAAGCAUAAGAAGCACAAAAAGGAAAAGAAGAAAGUGAAAGAUAAAGACCGUGACAGGGAUCGUGACAGAGAGAGAGACAAAAAGAAAUCUCACAGCAUUAAGCCAGAAAACUGGUCUAAAUCUCCCAUCUCUUCAGAACAGUCCCUAUCUAUGACAAGCAGUGCCAUCCUUACAUCAGACAGACCAUCUAGGGCCAGCCCUGAUUUCUUGAUUGGGGAGGAAGAUGAUGAUCUCAUGGAUGUUGCCCUGAUAAGGAAUUGAGAAUAUUUGUAAGUUGUGCGUGUGUAUGUGUGUAGGAUGUUUAAUUUAUGUUUUUAAAAAAAAAUAAAAUUGUGAGUACUGGUUCAAGUAAAUCAAAGCUGAUAUGGAGAGCUAAUGAACUCUGUGUGUGUGUGUGUGUUCGCAUGCACGCGCUUUUGAUAGAUAUAGACACACACACACAUUGGAAGCCUGUCUAAGAGUCUCUGCCACAGGGAGAAGAAAAAAAGAAGCAUCAAACUGGUUAUAAGCUUGUCACUUGUUCGCAGAAUUGCAUUCCUCUAGGUAGAACGGAAACUUAGGCAGAGGAUAAACAUAUUACCUAUUUUAGUAGAAAUAGAUCUUUAUUGCACCACUUUUAUAUUUCUAUUUGGUGCUUAAUUUUACCUUUUUUUUUUUUUUUAGGAUUUAGGGCUUGGUUGGAUUUUAUUAUUCAUAUUUGGGAGAGCUUUUCGUUAACAGAUUAUUGGAAGCAAUUCAGUGCCUGAUAUUUCUCCAGUUCUUUUAGGUGCUGAUGCAUUUCCUGUUAAGAAAAAAACAAUCAUACAAAUUUUGUGUUGAACAGAUAGCACCAUUUUUGGCAUUCAUCCAAAGGGUGAAGUAUUUUGAUAUUGAUGUGUUAUACCUGUAAGGUAAUUUGACUUAAUCUUUGUGUUAUAAAACUGAAUUUUUAAGGAGUACCUAUGAAACCUCUGUUGGCUUUCGUGCCUGUUUUCUGUGUAAUAGUUACACAGUAAAGGCUAACACAUAAUGAGAAACAGAAAGGGAUGGUUUUAGAAACUCUUGAAUACAGAAUUUAAACAUCUCUGGUCUUUUAAUUUUGUAUGUAUAUAAAAAGCCACAAAGGAGAGAAUUCUAAUAGUAAGCAUCGUAUCCUUUUGCCCCAGUGGGUAUAUUUUCUUAACAUUAUGGGCAGAAAUAGGAACAGAGUCCUCUCUGAUAUUUAGAGCCACUCUAGAAAUGUAAUAUUCUUGGUCAUAUAGGAGGAGUCAACAGUACAGUAUUCUAAAGUGUUGUUUUCGCUCCCAAAGAGUUUGGCCAGCUCAUUGACUCCUGUCAUGUUAUUGGAACAACGCUGAAAGCAGCUAGAACUGAGGAGAAGCACCCUCAUCUACAGAGUUACAUUUUGUCAUAGGCAGUGAACUGAGACUCCAUAGACUUCCAACACACAUUAUGGAUCUUCGUUUUACAACCUGUGCUCCUUUGUCUUCUAUAUUUUAACACUGACAUUUGCCCAGUAUUUUGGAAAAUUGUGCAGCCCAUUAUCACAUAGCACUCUCUGUUUGUAUCUGGAUUAGGCAUCAGCAGUAGAUGGCCAUCUCUGUACUGAUAGGUUUAGCUGUGGCAUUAGGACCAUGCAUUCUAAAUAAAUAGAUUUUUCCAAGGUAUUAUCUGGCUGGUCUACCCAUCCUUGGAUUCUAUGUAUUAAUGAAAUAUAAGGCAGCUUUCACCCAACCCAGUGCCCUGCAGUGUACAAAUCCUUACAUUUCCAGCCAGCUAAUUAAGACAUCUGGUAGUUAUAGCCCCAACGCUUCUGGCAGAUGCCAGCUUGGAUAAGACUGCUAUAAGAUACCAUGGAGACAACACCAACUGCAUUUUCUUUGAAUUGCAUUCUUGCUUGCUUGCUUUUCAGAUUUAGAGCAAGUAACAUUAUUCUGUCCCUGCAGGAGGUUGAUUGAGAAUUGCACACAAGGCCUAUGAAACAUUAAGGAAUGUUCAACUGAUAUUCCUUAUAUAGCACCAUAUUACAGAAGUGCAAUUCUUUACUGGUCAGGUUGUCAUCUGUUCAGUUUCUGUAGUAGUCUUUUUAACUGAGAAAGCAAGGUUCUGAGUAACAGCACAUAUGAUUCUCCAAAUGGAAGCUUCACUGUUUCAGGCCUUGUGAACAGCUUGCUAUAAUUCCGGAUACAGUGUCUUAUGUAGAGAACAGAGAUUCUUUUUCAUAUAUUUCUUGAAAAUAUAUGCAGAGUGGUGAUAAGCAAACAUAAUACAGUUGUUCCUUUAAAUAUUACAGUGUCUGACUUGGAGGAAAGAGAUAUUGGCUCUAGAACUAUGAUUUUAUAAAUUGGCAUUAAAACAGUAACUGCUAUCAGAGUCGUAUAUUCUCCAUAUAUAUUGAGUUGCCGAGACAUGUGGGACAGAAUAGGAUACAUUGUCUUUUUUUCUUUUGUAUACGUUAGAUUGAGCCAAUGUGUUCACUCUAAAGCUUGCUAUCGUAUCAAUAAACAGAAUAAUUUUUAACAGUAUGUUUACUUGUUCACAAUAUUUUACAACCUUCAGUAUUGUCAAACCAAGCAUUAGAAGAUAGGAAAGCUACAUCUUUAAAUCUCAGGUGCAGCUGCUUACAGACUGGUUUUUGUUUUUGUUUUUCAUGUAAAUAAUAUGACCUGUACUUUCACUCUAUGAACAAUUUUUGUAAAGACUGCUUCCUGUGACAGGUAGGGCAAGGAGUAUACUGUAAUAAGUUUUAGCUUCUUGGAAAGUAUUUUAAACUGUAUGUUGGUUUUUACAUGCAAAUAAAUUUGUUUGGUAGAAAUA
Molecule: messenger RNA, 7544 nt
Organism: Candoia aspera
Lineage: Eukaryota; Metazoa; Chordata; Lepidosauria; Squamata; Candoiidae
Gene: MED1
Product: mediator complex subunit 1
Exons: 17
Coding region: 231-5009 (1592 amino acids)
Biological process (GO): regulation of transcription by RNA polymerase II; cellular response to thyroid hormone stimulus
Cellular component (GO): mediator complex
Molecular function (GO): transcription coregulator activity; nuclear vitamin D receptor binding; nuclear thyroid hormone receptor binding
Source: RefSeq, a predicted model, not a curated record